CUGUUUGCUGAAGCCGUAUUUUAUUAAAGGUUACACCACAGUGUAUCGUUCAUAGGAUUAUCGUUUCGGAUAAUAACUAUAUAUUGGCGCAAUUGCUAAACAAGCUAACCGUUGUCCCUUUCCGUUUGGUCGUUACGGGAAACGCUUUCGUUUGCACAAGGACGUUAAAGAUUAGCGUCUAACCUUAUAAAGGUUAUGUCAAAUUAGUUGCUACCCGUUUCGCGGUAGUUAUAUAACAGACUGCGGAAUAGGCGAUUGUUUUCUGUUUUUUUUUAUUGUUGCAUUCGAGAAUACGUUUAGUCUGACAGGAGAAUAAUGUCCACGUCCAACGCAAAUUUCAAAAACAAAUGUGUGACACAGGUGAACUGCAUCUUUUGUGAUAGUCUGCUCUGCACCAGGGGGAUGAAAGCGGUGCUCCUUGCGGACACUGAAGUUGAGCUUUUUUCAACCGAUAUACCCCCCAAUAGGACUGUUGACUUUGUGGCCAGCUGCUACACCACUGAGAGCUGCAAGUGCAAACUGAGAGACAUUGCCUGUCUCAAGUGUGGUAACAUUGUAGGCUACCAUGUCGUGGCCCCCUGUAAACCCUGCCUUCUCUCCUGCAACAAUGGCCAUUUCUGGAUGUUCAACAGCGAUGCUGUGUCGACUCUGAACAGACUGGACGCAACAGGUCUGAACCUGCUGCUGUGGGGAGAUCUCCCAGAGCUGGAUGACAGUGAGGAUGAAGAGUAUGAAACUCCAUCAGUAGAGGAGUGCAUCAGGUAGAAAGGGAUGUCCUCAAUGUAAGGGACAAAGACGGCAAACAUGAGCGAUGACAUGGUACAAACUAUGAGUCAAAAGAUGGGGGGGCACAAAGAAGCCUUGAAGGGUAAUUAAACACAGAAUUGCACAGGGCAGAACAGACUGUAACUGGUAAAAACUUUUGACGUUUCACUCCACACAGUCAUGUCACAGCAGGUGUUUUUAGGGGGAGGGGAGGUUUACCUUUGAGUUCUUGUGGAAAACAGUUGCUUUGAUGUCACUGAUGAAGGUGGUGGAGCACAGUGUACUGAACGUCUUUAAGUUUGAAGCAACAUCUUUUGGGCUCUGUGUCAUUCGGUGACUAAUUACCUGUGAUCAUGCCUUUUCUGAUCAUUGUCACUGUUGAAAGCACAGACACACACUGUUACUCAGACUUCCCUCUUAUCUUGUUUUGCGAGUGCUUUUGUGAGGCGCUGCGUUGGACUGAAGACCAGUGACAUCUGGAGGUCCUGACUCUGGCAUGUUUUACUUUCCAUUAGUUUCAGACAAUUUAGGGCCUUUUAUUGGCGUCAUGUGAAGUGUGGUAUAAAUUGGUGGGUCUUACUGUACCAGAGAAUGCUGUGAUUUAAAAAAAAAAAAUUCUGUUGUCUAAAAAUAAUUUUUAAAUGACCACCAUUUGCUUACUUUACAUAAAGGAUGUGUUUACACUUUUGAUAUUUGAUGUAGUUAAAAUAAUGUAAGAACAUGUGGGAUUAUUUCCACUGGGUUCAUUUUGUUAUGAUACAACUUUAUCAGAUCCAGACAAACAGGCGUGCAGUUAUGUUGACGUUUUUCAGUCUUGAGCUUCCGUCUUCAUCCGAAGUGCUCCUUGAUGAACCUGUUUUUAGUCGCCCUGUCAAUUUUGACAGGUCUUGCUUCCAAGCUGACUACCGGAACACGCCUUGGUAAAAACAGCUGUUACGGACAUCACAGUGACAUCAGGUGAUGCUUCUGGGACACAUAAAACUGUGUCUUAUUAAAUAUGAGAAACUACUUAAAGAAUAUAUUUCUGGACGAAAUGAAAAAAAAAGAUGAAAAUGAAUGCUAGUAAAAGAAUCAGGACUUUAAACCAGCAACCCCCAGCACAAAGUUCGAUUUCCUGCAAAGUGUGAACACAUCCUUCAUGACAGAUCUUCUGUAGUCUGUACAUAAAAUAUGCUGUAAUGAGAACGUGGUCCCAUUCGCAUUUAUGUCUCAAAAGGCUUAAAUUAUCCUGGAGUGUUAACUUGAGUUUAAGUGCUGUUUUCAAUUUAAUGUAUUCAAAAAUAGCACAAUAAUUGAAUGAUGUAUAGUAUAUAUAGAUAUAUAUGGAUAUAUUUCUGAGUUUCUUGCUUUUUAAGAGUGUAUUUAAUCUAGAUUCCUUUGUCGUCCAGACAGAAUAUUAACUAUGUUUUGAUAUGAUAAUAUAUUAUUUGUUAACACCUGACAGCAGCACUAUGUGAAGUUAUACUGACCAAUACUUAACAUGCUGAACAGUGCUUUUGUACUUUUUGUCAAGACUUGACAUGGGGUUAUAAAACAAAGAAGGUAGAUACGGAUCAUUGAUAAAUUAGAACAUGACUAAUGUUUGGCUUAUUUUUAAACAUCGAACCACAGCGUUGGUGAAUAAUUAGGACAUUUUUAAAAAGAAAUGUUUGGUGCAUUCCAGCGUGGUUGUGUUUAAUUUUGCAGCCUAUCACUUUAAUGUUUCAGCAUUGAUGUAGCACAUGUGGACAAGAAGAGGGAAAAGAGAAAAAAAAAACUCCAAAGAAUCAAUGAGCAUAUCAGUAUAGAAAUGCGCAGACUGACGACUUCCUGAAACUGUAGUUGUGACUAUUGUUUUGAAAGGGUGGAACCCCAGCCUUUGGUUAUCCACUGGUCUGACUGAUGUAGAAUCUUUAAGAUGUGCACUCGGCUUUGAUGCUACAUCUCUGUUGGUCAUCAGCAGCAUGACCAGGCCUCCGUCUCCGCCUGUGGUUGCCAAGCUCGGCUCACUUAACUCACUCAGUUGUCCUAAUGUCACAUCAGUCUUUUCUGCAGUGCCAUCCUCCAGCUGUUCCCUAUCGUCACCCUGAUCUGCUGCAGUUUCAGAGUAAGAGUAUUUUUGCGUGAAUGAGUUCUAUGUGAAGUGUUGUCACUUAUUACUGUACCUGAAGGAGGAGGAUCAACCUGUGGUUAACCAUUAAUUGCUGUUGUUGCUUUUGCCUUUGGUUGUGUCAACAUACACAGAAAAUGAAAAUGUAUUUUUAAACUUUCACAUUUCAAAGUUAUGACUGACGGCCUGUUAUAUGACACAUUUAAUCGGCUAGGUAUUUAUUAUAUGUGUGAACCAAAACAACUGUAACCACAUACUGUAUUUUUCAUUUUACGAAUGCAUUAUUGUCUUUUUUAACAUUGCUUGAGUACAUACAUAUAUUUUCCAUUUAUGUAUUUAAUAUGUCAUUGGUGAAGUGGUGCUUUGAGUUGUAACUUAAGAUAAUUGUGUACAGUUUUACCCAAAGAUGGUAUCACCCGCUAGCUUCCUCUGACGAGGACAAAAGCCAAUGAUAAUCAACACAGUAAUUUAAAUUUUUCUUUCUCACGUAAAUGACGAUGAUUAAGACGCCCUGCUGAAAAUGUAUAUUUUGGAAUUGCACUGAAACUGCAAUGGUAGUUUGAAAAAAAAGUUGUUUUGUAUGCCUGUUAAAUUAAUAAAAUGUUUUUUUCUAAGAAAAAGAAA
Molecule: messenger RNA, 3478 nt
Organism: Cynoglossus semilaevis (tongue sole)
Lineage: Eukaryota; Metazoa; Chordata; Actinopteri; Pleuronectiformes; Cynoglossidae
Product: protein FAM72A
Exons: 4
Coding region: 316-765 (149 amino acids)
Cellular component (GO): cytosol
Source: RefSeq, a predicted model, not a curated record